AUGUCUGGUUAUGAGAACGAGUACGAGACAACGUCGGAGUAUGGAGACUACCGCUCAGUGAAUCGAUCCGGCUCACUUGAUUCGAUACAGAAAUGCAAAAUCCCCGUCAGCCCCCUUCCUAAACCACCGCACUCUUGUCAAAUUCAAUCAACGACUUGGCCUAAAAUGAGAAAGAAGCACAAGGCUUUCAUCAUGAUUUUCUCGGCUCUUUUCAUUGUUGUCGAUGCCGUUUUUUGGUCUCUAACUCAUCUCGUGAAAAGUGAAGGUUCAUUAGAAGAAAUGUUCUCAAAGAGUCCUCUCGAAACAAUUAACACAAUCGCUGGCACGGCUAUUUUUCUCUCCUACAUCAUCUUUUGUUGUAUUGGAAUCUACGCGAUUCUCUUUAAACGUCGUGGACUUUUAAUUGUUUUUAUGGUUUAUUUGAUGAUUGUUGCGAUCUCUUGUAUUCCCCAUAUUCUCUAUCACAUUCUCAACAAUGAUCCUUACGCAAAAAUGGUGAUCGUCUCAAUAGUUAUGGUGUGGACGUUGACCGUGUUUUUCUUCUUAAGACUUCAUCUUUACUAUAUGAAAUUGUGCAUUAAAUGUUAU
Messenger RNA from Mesorhabditis belari, 588 nucleotides. Lineage: Eukaryota; Metazoa; Nematoda; Chromadorea; Rhabditida; Rhabditidae. The record is from the annotation of a GenBank genome assembly.